This is a messenger RNA of Amoebophrya sp. A120, 1152 nucleotides long. The record is from the annotation of a GenBank genome assembly. Lineage: Eukaryota; Dinophyceae; Syndiniales; Amoebophryaceae.
GCACCCUCUUUGCUAUUCCUGAUUUGAGGUUUUAGUUCUAUGGGCCUGGUGCAGCGGGAAAGCACUUCACAAGCAAAACCCUGUCGGUACUGUUUUGUUUUCCUACCACUACAACUGCAAGGACUACACCAUGCCCCCUCCACCUGCCGUGGAGCACAGCCACGCCGCUUGUAGUUCCUCCGAUGAGGAAGGUGAAGCGCUCGGCCUGAAUAUCACAGGAAAAAGUGUUAACGGUAACGGAAUUUGUGAUGCAGUAUCGCACCACAAAACGUGCCCAAAAUUGUCAUGCAUAGCAUGCAUGCUAAGCAAAAUUUGUCAUGCAUAUUUGCAAUCCAUGAAAAUAACCGUUAACGUUAACACUUUUUUGUUUGAUACUGAACACCAAAUGGCUCAACCCGCACAUUGUGCUGGACCAGGCCACCGCUUUAAACGUGGAGAGCGGAGACAUCAAGCGGGUCUUGCAGAAGCUUUACGACGACCGGCUUUGUGAAGACGAGGGAAAAGCUGUAGUCGCCACACCGGAUGAUGAUAAUGAGAUGUUGGUCUUCAUCCCCUUCUCUUCCCCCGCGCAGCUGCAAUCCAUUUUCGUUAUCGGUGGGGAGGGGUCCCAGCACCCGCGGAAGGCGCGGCUGUUCGCGAACCCGCCCAACAGCUGCACCGGGUUUGCCGAUUUUGAGGACCGCCAGCCGGAGCAAGUGCUUGACUUGGCGGAAGACGUCCGGGGCGUCGUCGAGUACCCGGUAAGGGCGAACAAGUUUGCAAAUCUCCAGCAGCUCGUCAUUCACUUUGAGACGGUAUCUAUAACGCUGCGAAGGGUCUUGUUGCGUGUUGUUUUUCUGUGUCGAAGUUAUCGACGAUAUCAUGCGAACACCCAUGUGAAAAGAUUACAGGUUGGUACGCAGCAGAGCAGGUUUCGUUUCCAAUUUAGCGAGACUAGCUCAACAACUUAAAAAACUUGUGAUACGUCGAAAAUCACACCACUGAAAUCAGGACGACUCCGCCGAUGAGAAGAAAGUCCUUUGGAUCGGCCCUAAGGGCACCCCCACCGACUACAAGCGCCAAGCAGUGAUCACCGUGUACGAGAGCCAAGCCAACGUCGCAGACCACGAGGCACCCGACGACGCCUAUGCGGCGAAUCUCUUGCAGCACUGA